AUGGACAAGGAAGGACUACCACAAUACUCCGAGGUCGUCAGACCAUGGGCAGACCGUCGUCGUAAACGCCGCGUCUUUCGACUUGUGGCAGCUACAGCUCUUUCCUACUUUGCAUAUUCAGCAUACAAGAUCUCUGCAAACACCGAGAAGCCAGUCAGUCUGCUUUCUGCAACUCGCUUACAAGAGGACUUUGCUACAUGCGCUGCUCUCCAAAGAGUCCCGGAAGCUCUAUCUAGCGGACGUGAAUACAACAAGCGUUAUGUGAACGGCACCAAGCCCGUGCUGAUUCACAAUGCUACCGUUUGGACCGGAGAACCUGCACAUGGGACAAGUGAAGAAGACGCUCGGCAAGGCAAAGGCUAUGCUUGGGUCCAAUCAGAUGUCUUCAUCGAACACGGUCUCAUCAAGAAAGUCGCGUCAUCCAUCUCGCUUGCAGACCUUCCUUCGGAUGUUGAGACUUUCAAUGCCCAUGGACGUCAAGUGACAGCUGGCAUAGUUGACAUGCACAGUCAUGCCGGUCUCGGCAGUCUUGGAGGCCUCCAGGGAGAUGAGAACGAGCUUUCGAGCGAUAUCACUCCUUACGUCAAGUCAUUAGACUCUCUUGACCCGCUUCAUCCGGAGAUACAGUGGAUCAAGUCCGGUGGUGUCACAACUUCGCUGCUCCUUCCUGGCUCUGGAAAUAACAUCGGUGGAGAGGCAUUCCUUGUCAAGCUUGCUGUUGGCAAGGAAGGUGGCCGUGCUGAGCUCAGUCAGCAAGACAUGCUGGCGGACCCUGAUCACACCUGGAGAUAUAUGAAGAAUGCCUGUGGCGAGAACCCCAAGAGAGUCUAUGGCAAAGUCGGCGAGAGAGGUCCUUUCAGCCGCAUGGGCGAAGGUUGGGAGUUCAGACAUGCAUACGAGCAAGCAAGAGAUUAUGUCAAGUCUCAAGACGACUGGUGUGCUGCUGCCAAAUCAGUCGGCGCUGAGAACAUGCACAGUUAUCUCCCUCAGCAACUCGAAUGGGAGAACUUGGGAGCCGUUCUUCGUGGUCAAGUUCGAGUAAACACCCACUGCUACACCAUUCCCGAUCUCGAAAUGUACGUGCGUCUCACCAACGAGUUCAAGUUCAGGGUCUACGCCUUCCAUCACGCUCACCAGACCUAUCUUGUGCCUAAUGUCCUGAAGAGAGCUUACGGUGGCACACCUGCAGCUGCUCUCUUUGGAGACAACAUGUACUACAAGGUUGAAAGUUACACAGCAUCUGAGCAGUCCGGCAAAAUCCUUUACGAUUCCGGAAUUACACCGGUUUACGUGAGCGAUAAUCCCGUCAUCAACUCCCAGCACGUCAAACAGGAAGCUGCCAAAGCUUAUGGCUAUGGUUUGCCGUAUCAUGUUGCACUGGCUGGCUUGACAUCUGCUCCUGCUGAGCUCCUCGGGAUGGGAGAAAGACUUGGAAAGCUCAAGGCUGGCUUUGAUGCUGAUGUCGUUGUCUGGGACUCUGAUCCGCUAUCUCUCGGUGCCGCACCAAUUCAGGUCUGGAUUGAUGGUGCGCCUCAGUUCAAGGAUCCUGUGGAGCUGAAGAAGCCUCUGACUUCGCCCAUCAAACCUGAUCUUGCACUUGCAGAGGAUCACAGCGAGGCUGAAACCGGCGAGGAUGUCGUCUUCACGGGUGUCACCAACAUCCGUAUCCCUGGACUGGCCUCCUCGUCUGAAAUCAAAGGCCCGGCCACCGUGGUCGUCUCUCGUGGCAAGAUCAUUUGUGCCGGCUCUUGUGACAACGAGGUACGCACUGCGGCCAAGAACAAUGCUCGUACUGUGACUCUGAACAAUGGAUACCUCACUCGCCCGCUCACCGCGUUCGGCUCUGGUUUGGGCCUACAGGAAAUCAUGCAGCAGCCACAGACUUACGAUGGUCGUGUCAACUCGAAGACCUGGGCAAGAGCAGUUGACGGUCUCCUUCUUGACGGCAAGAACCUCUUUGCAGCUUAUCGUCACGGUGUUACCAAGGCCAUAUCGGCCCCAAUUGCUCAUGGCGGGGGUAUCUCCCUUCGUGGCAUCUCUGCUGGAUUCUUGACUGGUGCAAAGACACCGUUGAGCAAGGGAGCUGUAUUUGCCGAGGAAGCAGCAGUCCACUAUGACUUCACCCUGAAGGCGAAAGAUGAUACCAACCCAUCGAUCUCAAGUCUGGUAGCCAACUUGCGCCACUUGCUUCUCGAAGCAGUCCGCAACAACGAGACCAUCACCGACACCUUCUCGGAAGCUGCAUACCUGAAGAAAGUCGUAGAAGGCAAAUCUGCUCUUGUACUGAGCGUGCACAGCGCAGACACCAUCUCUGCUCUUCUCCGUCUGAAGUCUACCGUGGAAUCUGAAAGCAAGACCACUCUCCGCCUUGUUGUUCUCGGAGCCGCAGAGUCCUACCUCGUAGCCAAGGAGUUGGCAGACGCCGACGUCGCAGUCGUGCUAGCUCCACUACUUCCGUGGGCACAGUCUUGGGACCAGCGCCGCUCUCUCAUGGGAGCACCCCUCCAUAACGGCACCGCCAUUGACGUCCUCCUAGACGCUGGUGUCCGUGUUGCCAUCGGCGUUGAUGAAAUCUGGGAAACCAGGGAUCUGGGUCUUACAGCUGGUAUUGCGUACAAGAACAGCGAAGGCAGAUUGACCGAGCAGCAAGCUCUGGAUCUUGUCAGCAGUAACUUCUACGAGUUCUUGGGUUUGGAGGAGCCGGAGGUGGGGAGUGAAUUUGUUGUUCAUGAGGGCAGCCCGUUGGAGAUUGGGGGUAGGGUUGUUGCUAUUGCCGAUGGCUCGGGUAAGACUGAGGUUUGGGUUUGA
Molecule: messenger RNA, 2808 nt
Organism: Aureobasidium namibiae CBS 147.97
Lineage: Eukaryota; Fungi; Ascomycota; Dothideomycetes; Dothideales; Saccotheciaceae
Product: amidohydrolase
Exons: 1
Coding region: 1-2808 (935 amino acids)
Biological process (GO): N-acetylglucosamine catabolic process
Molecular function (GO): N-acetylglucosamine-6-phosphate deacetylase activity
Source: RefSeq, a predicted model, not a curated record